Molecule: messenger RNA, 1348 nt
Organism: Centropristis striata (black sea bass)
Lineage: Eukaryota; Metazoa; Chordata; Actinopteri; Perciformes; Serranidae
Gene: pno1
Product: partner of NOB1 homolog
Exons: 7
Coding region: 102-848 (248 amino acids)
Cellular component (GO): nucleolus
Molecular function (GO): RNA binding
Source: RefSeq, a predicted model, not a curated record
UUUGGGUCCUUUUCGUUACACGAGGAUACCCUCAUGCCUGUGUAGCCACUCUCCUGCCUCACUUUUUGGCUGUUUAAUCAGAAAUAAAAUUAGUUUCAAGGAUGGACACCGAUAAAAAUACAACCCCCGAUGUUGCCGCUGCUGUGGAGAGCAAAGAAGACGCGGAGCCUUUCACGAAGGUGAAGUCUAAAAAGACUCAGAAGCGAAAACGUGAACAAGAUGGAGUGGAAAUGGACACGGAGGGGCCCGUGGCGAGUAAGCGGCCGCAGUUUCCACCAAUUUCAAGCGACAAAUUAAGGGGACCAGAUGAGAUGCGCAAAGUGGCCGUCCCAGCUCACAGAUACACCCCGCUGAAAGAAAACUGGCUGAAGAUUUUCACCCCCAUCGUAGAAAACCUGCAGCUUCAAGUUAGAUUCAACCUGAAAACUAGGAAUGUUGAAAUCAAAACAUGCAAAGACACACAGGACAUUGGCUCACUCACAAAAGCAGCAGAUUUUGUCAGAGCGUUUGUUCUGGGAUUCCAGGUUGAAGAUGCUCUAGCUCUCAUCAGAUUAGAUGAGCUUUUCCUAGAAACCUUUGAUGUCACAGACGUGAAACCUCUGAAGGGAGACCAUUUAUCCAGAGCCAUCGGGAGAAUAGCAGGGAAGGGAGGAAAAACCAAGUUCACCAUUGAAAAUGUCACAAAGACUCGCAUUGUGCUUGCAGAGACAAAAGUUCACAUAUUAGGGUCUUUCCAGAAUAUAAAGAUGGCCCGGACAGCAAUAUGUAACUUAAUCUUAGGAAGUCCACCUUCAAAGGUCUACGGCAACAUCAGGGUUGUUGCUAGCCGGACUGCCGAGAGAUUCUGAAGUCCUAUUGGCUGCUGUGUGUAUUUAUCCUUCCCCCCCGUCAGCUGCUAGAGUUCCCAUGUUGAUCUGUGACUGUUGACACCUCAGGUUUCUCUGUGACGCAUUAAGUCCACACAUUUUUGGAUCAGUUGACCCAAACAUGAGGCAAAAUCAUAAUGCGUGCAGUAAGACAGUUCACAUAUACAUUUGUGUAAAUAAAUAAUUUCAACCCCCACUUAAACAUGAGUAUUAUUUGUCACUAAAGUGUAUAAAAUGUCAGGUUGACCAGGAACAACAACCAUAUUACCAAAGAAGUUGGGAUGCUGUGUAAAGCAGUAGAGCAUAUAUUUACAAAAAUUAAAAGUUAAACAUUACACAUGUUGUCUUUGUACAGGUUUGGAUUGAAUAUAUGUCUAAAAUGCUUAGCAAAUAAUCGCAUCAUGUUUUAUUUACAUUUUGGACAAUGUCCCAGUUAUUCUGGAAUCAGUGUUUUCAUUAAUUAAAAAUGACUGAAUGCUGCC